Olea europaea var. sylvestris is the source of this 822-nucleotide messenger RNA. RefSeq lists its product as uncharacterized. The record is from RefSeq and is a predicted model, not a curated record. The transcript has a single exon. The coding region runs from base 1 to 822 and encodes 273 amino acids. NCBI's taxonomy places the organism in Eukaryota, Viridiplantae, Streptophyta, Magnoliopsida, Lamiales, Oleaceae.
AUGGAUCUACCACCGGGAUUUAAAAACAGAGGAGGCAAAGGGAAGGUUUGCGGAUUGAGGAAGUCCUUGUAUGGACUCAAGCAAUCUUCAAGAGCUUGGUUUGAACGCUUUGGAAGGGUGAUAAAGAGUCACGGCUACAAUCAAGGCCAAGCUGACCACACUAUGUUCUAUAGACACACUGACGGAGACAAAGUAGCUAUACUUAUUGUUUAUGUUGAUGAUAUUAUUUUGACAGGAGAUGAUAGCAAUGAAAUCGAGAGAUUAAAGAAGAUUCUUGCUAAGGAGUUUAAGAUCAAAGACUUAGGUAACUUGAAGUACUUUCUUGGAAUGGAGUUUGCAAGGUCAAAUAAAGGUAUAUUUGUUUCUCAGCGAAAAUAUAUUCUUGAUUUACUUGGAGAAAUAGGUUUAUUAAGGUGUAAAGCUGCAGAGACACCCAUAGAGCCGAAUCUAAUACUCCAACCCGCUAACCCUGAAGAAGUAAUCAACAGAGAACAAUACCAAAGAUUGGUAGGGAAACUCCUAUCUCUCUCUCAUACAUGGCCUAACAUAGCCUUUGCAACAAGUGUGGUAUGCCAGUUUAUGCACUCAUCAGGACCUGAACAUUUUGAAGCCGUUUACAAAUUUUUAAGGUACCUAAAGGGGACACCAGGUAAAGGCCUUUUAUUUGGAGGAUAUGGAAAUUUACAAGUUGAAAUAUACACUGAUGCAGAUUGGGCUGGAAGUGUCAUUGAUAGAAGAUCAACUUCUGGUUACUGUACAUUUGUUGAAGGAAAUUUAGUAACAUGGCGCUGCAAGAAACAAAGUGUGGUGGCAAGAGAGUAG